Messenger RNA from Apis mellifera (honey bee), 761 nucleotides. Its product is annotated as peptidyl-tRNA hydrolase 2, mitochondrial. Gene Ontology annotation, molecular function: peptidyl-tRNA hydrolase activity. The record is from RefSeq and is a predicted model, not a curated record. The coding region runs from base 215 to 724 and encodes 169 amino acids. The transcript is spliced from 3 exons. Gene Ontology annotation, cellular component: mitochondrion; cytosol. NCBI's taxonomy places the organism in Eukaryota, Metazoa, Arthropoda, Insecta, Hymenoptera, Apidae.
UUUAAACGAUACUUAACCUUAAAGUUGUCACGUGAAAUAGUUUGAUAAAAAAAAAUUAAUAUAAACAAAUUAAAUAUUUUCUAAAAUUAGUUUAAUAAAAGAAUCUAUUUUUUAUAAUCAAUUUAUUUAAAAAAAUUAAAUACUUUCAAGAAUUAAAAAUUGUAAAUUAGAAAUAUAAAUUUUUCAAGUUUUAUAAAGUUUUAAUUUUAAUGAGAUGAAUAUUUCUCAAAUAUUUUUGAAAAUUGCUACAGAUGAAAAAGUAGGAUUUGCUAUUGCAACAUUAAUAGGUUAUUGUUUAUAUAAAAUAAUGUUAAUAAUUAAUAAAAGAAAAUUGCAAUCUUCUAGCAAUGAAACAUUAAAUAUGAUAUUUUCGGAUAAUUAUAAGCUUAUUUUAGUUAUUAGAACUGACUUAAAAAUGGGAAAAGGAAAAGUAGCAGCACAAUGUGCUCAUGCUGCUGUUGCAGCUUAUAAAGCAGCUGUAAAUUAUCCUAGAAUUUUACAAGCUUGGGAAGAAUGUGGCCAAGCCAAAAUUACAGUCAAGGUUGAUAGUGACGAUGCUUUGAAAGAAAUAGCAAAACAAGCCAAAGCUGUAGGACUUUUGACAAAUAUAAUACAAGAUGCUGGACAUACCCAAGUGAAACCAGGAAGUAGAACAGUAUGUGCAAUUGGUCCUGGUCCAGCUGAAUUAAUAGAUCAAGUAACAGGACAUUUAAAAUUGUUUUAAUAAUUUAUUAAAUAAAGAUAUCUUAUUUUUUAUCUAA